This is a messenger RNA of Hemiscyllium ocellatum (epaulette shark), 864 nucleotides long. It is a transcript of the gene fga, whose product is annotated as fibrinogen alpha chain. The transcript has 2 exons. Gene Ontology annotation, biological process: blood coagulation. The record is from RefSeq and is a predicted model, not a curated record. Lineage: Eukaryota; Metazoa; Chordata; Chondrichthyes; Orectolobiformes; Hemiscylliidae. Bases 1 to 864 code for a protein of 287 amino acids.
AUGCAGGGAUUAAUCGAGACUGAGAAUCAACAAAAUGAUAACAGGAUCCAAGACCUUCAACGAAUGUUAGACAUGUAUUCCACAGCAUUUAGGAACACAUAUAUUACGGUGACUGAAGCUGUCAACAGAAUCAGACAGAAUCUGAGCAGGAUGGGUGAUUGCAAUGACAUCAUACAAAAGCAUGCAUUUGGUGAUGAAGAUGGUUUAUUCAAGAUAAAACCUACCGGCUCUGCUGGCGUAGUGACAGUUUACUGUGAUCAGAGCACUGGACUGGGUGGUUGGGUAUUGGUUCAGCAGCGAAUGGAUGGAUCAGUUAACUUUAACCGAUCCUGGGCUGAGUACAAACAAGGGUUUGGUAGCAUUGAUGAUCAAGGCCAUGGAAAUAUUUGGCUGGGAAAUGAAGUCCUCCAUUUACUCACACAGAAGGAAAACAUCUUUCGUGUAGAGCUAGAGGACUGGUCAGGGAAUGAGGUGUUUGCUGAAUACACUGUAACUGUGGGAUCUGAAUCAGAAAGUUAUCGGCUGAACAUUGCCGAUUAUGGAGGAAAUGCUGGGGAUGCAUUAAUAUCAGGAAUAUCUCUGGAUAGUGAACAUACCUCCCAUGCAAGCAUGAAAUUUAGUACUUAUGACAGAGAUAAUGAUAAAUGGGAGGAGAACUGUGCAGAAUUCUAUGGAGGAGGUUGGUGGUACAACAGUUGUCAAUCGGCUAAUCUAAAUGGAAUUUAUUACAAUGGGGGACUGUAUGAUCCCCGUAACAACAUGCCAUAUGAAAUAGAAAAUGGGGUGGUAUGGGUCCCUUUCAAAGGUGGCGACUACUCCCUUAAGGUGGUAAGAGUGAAAACUCGAUCAAAAGCUUCAAGUUAG